AUGGCAGAGAAAAAGUCUCGAUGGGGGAGGAAAGAGAAAAAGGCCGAAGCCGUCCCUGUUUUGGAGGUGAGGCAUCGCGAGUUUGAGAUCCCCAACGCUAUCGCCAUCUUGUUGGAAAACUAUUUCACCGUCGAAGAAUGUGACAGAUAUUUAAAGAUUCUGACCACAGAGAUCGGCUGGAAGAACCAGCUGGUCACGGUGAAGAGUCGUGACAGCGGCGCCGAGGUGGCGACCGUGGAUGAGCCACGACGGACCCUCUUCAUGUCAGAUCCAGGCAUUUGCUACGAGUACUCUGGGCGAGAGAACAUGGGACAGACGUGGCACCCCGCAGUGCUCGAGAUCAAGCGCAAGGCAGAGGAGGGCCUAGUCAAAUGCGGAUUGCCAGAGGUCAUUUUUAACUCAGCGCAGAUGAACCGCUACGACUUUCCACGGCACACGCUGGGAAUGCAUGCAGAUAACGAACCUGAUUUGGACCGAGAUGCGCCCAUCGUGUCGGUCAGCUUUGGAGCCACCAGGGACUUUGUCAUCCAGGACAGGGCCAAUGAGUCACUGAAGUGGGUCGUCACGCUUGCCGACGGCGCGUGGUUUGUUAUGGGUGGGGCUAUGCAGCAGCAGUACCUUCAUGGGGUGCCUCAUGGUGGUAUGGCUGGAACCCGCAUCAACCUUACCUUUCGAGUGUGCCGACCUAGAGCUGAUCUCCCUCGCAGGCCGGUGAAAAUGGAGGCGGCAGCGGAGGGGAGGUGCAGCGAUUGA
Molecule: messenger RNA, 753 nt
Organism: Durusdinium trenchii
Lineage: Eukaryota; Dinophyceae; Suessiales; Symbiodiniaceae
Source: the annotation of a GenBank genome assembly